UGCCGUAGAGACUGUUGCAGACAGUUUGCGGUAACCUCCGGCGGUUGUACAAGAUUUCAGAAGUAGACUUGAAAGAAACCUGUGUGAGACUUUGCAAAAAACUGGAUAUAAUGGAUAAGUCUGUGCAUGAUCUGCGGACACUUUGAGACGCAUCACAGCAGACGUCUCGAUUCCAGCUCCAUCAUGGCAUCAACGCUGAUCUCCGUCCCGACAACGGCGUCACGCUUCGCCCUGCUGCAGGUGGACUCGGAUUCAGACAGCGACUCCGACACGGGAAAAGCCAAAUCGUCUCGAGAAACCGGCAAAUCCUCACGAUCAGGGAAGUCUGCUGGCGGCAAGAACAAUCAGAACACUGACAAAAAGAAAGACAAGAAGAAACGGAAGAAGGAGCAGCAGCAAAGUGAAACCAAUGAGCUCAGGAACCUCGCCUUUAAGAAGCUGCCUCAGAAAUCCUCAGCGCCUCCAUCUAACUUGACACUCCAGGGUUUAGCCAGUGAGCUGCUUCAUUCCACGGAUGGCACCUCCGCUCCCCAGGAAAGCUGGCAGGAGUGGAAACAGAGAGAUGAGCGGCUGACCAGCGAGUUGUACGAGGCAGACCUGGAAAAGGCCUUGAUGCUGAGUAAACUGGAGUUUGAGCAGCAGAAAAAGGAUGCUGUGAGCACCGAGAACGCAUCACCCAAAGCCAAAGGAGGAGGAGGGAAGAAAGAGAAGAAAAAGAAUCAACAAGGGAAAGAUAAACGCAUCACGGUAUCUCUGAAAGACUUUCAGCAGGAGGGAAACAUGGAUCCGCCGAGUAAGAGGUCAGAGAGAGAGGAGCCAAAGCCUGCAAACCCAUCGGUGCACGAAAAGAGAUUCUUUAACCAACUGGAGGACGACGUAAACCGAAUCGUACAGAGAGACAAGCGUCGAGAGCAGUAUAGCUGCAGCGCAGGCCAAGAGCUUAACACCUCCUCUGAACAAGAACAGGAUGUAAGAACUGAACAGUUAAAGUUUCAGUUAGAAAAGAAAGACCAGGAAAUAGAAAAAUUGAAGAAAACCAUUUCUCAGUGGGAGGAGAGAUAUAAAGAAGUGAAGGCAAGAAAUGCCCAGUUACUCAAGAUGCUCCAACAAGGAGAGAUGAAGGACAAAGCGGAAAUCUUGCAGCAAGUAGAGGAGCUUUUGAAUAUAAAAGAGGAACUGACAAAACAGGUGACGUUGCUGCAUGUGUCCUUAGAACAGGAGAGGUCGAAGGUGAAGGGACUGCAGUCAGAACAACCGAAACAUCAAACCAACCGGAAGGGAAAGAAAGGACCAGAGGGAGAUUUGUGAAGAUCAGACACGGAUGUGAAUGAACAGUUUCAUUCCUCCCACUUCUCCAGCACUGACCCACACCCGACUCACUCAUCUCAUCUCAUAUGUCAGACAUAAAAAGUUCUUCCUCUCCUUCAUGGCUGCAGUCUUAUUUGCUUCAUAAUGGCUAUGUGGGUAAAAGUUGCCCUUGUGUGCUGCUAGAUUUAAAAGUUACGUAUUGGGUUUUUGUUUUGUUUUUUUGGAAACGGAUUCAGUAUUUGCUUGGGAUUUUGACAUGCAGUGGUUGGUGGACAUGAUAUGAUCUGAUUAACCAGGGUCGAGUUUCCCAGAAGCAUUACGAGCUGCUAUUAUAAAUGCUGUCACAGAGCAGGAUUUAUAGUGCUGUGGAGAAAACCGGACCCAAGUUCCAUCCUGAACCACAAACAGGACUGAAAUCAGUAUAAAUGGGCAACUUCUACUAACACAAUUUGAAAUCUUGAGUCAUUUUGUCUGGACUGGUUUGCCAGCUACUGGUGAAAAAGUGCCAGGGCAUUUCAUCCACAAAGCAAACUAUCCACUUUACUCUGUACUUCACAAUAAAUGGAAGGGUGUACUUUUGAGUUCUUUUUAAUAAAGACACCAGUCUACUUUUUCAGUGA
Messenger RNA from Neoarius graeffei (lesser salmon catfish), 1928 nucleotides. It is a transcript of the gene gkap1, whose product is annotated as G kinase anchoring protein 1. Gene Ontology annotation, cellular component: Golgi apparatus. Bases 127 to 1308 code for a protein of 393 amino acids. Lineage: Eukaryota; Metazoa; Chordata; Actinopteri; Siluriformes; Ariidae. The record is from RefSeq and is a predicted model, not a curated record. Gene Ontology annotation, biological process: signal transduction. The transcript is spliced from 13 exons.